This is a messenger RNA of Nicotiana tabacum (common tobacco), 612 nucleotides long. RefSeq lists its product as uncharacterized. Gene Ontology annotation, cellular component: nucleus. NCBI's taxonomy places the organism in Eukaryota, Viridiplantae, Streptophyta, Magnoliopsida, Solanales, Solanaceae. Gene Ontology annotation, biological process: regulation of DNA-templated transcription. Gene Ontology annotation, molecular function: transcription coactivator activity. The record is from RefSeq and is a predicted model, not a curated record.
UCUCCCCAACCGUAAAGAAAAAGGUUCAAAUAACAUCCCUGAUCUAAACUCUCUACCCGAAAAAAGGGGAAAACGAGUUUCACAAUUGGAGUAGCUUGGAAAUUGAAAUCCCAGUGAAGAAAAGAAAGGAAAUGGAAAAGGAAGCAAAGAAAGAGGCUUUCAGAAAGUAUCUGGAGGCCAGUGGAGUUCUUGAUGCUCUAACCAAAGUCCUUGUCGCACUGUACGAACAGAAUGACAAACCUUCUUCAGCUCUUGAAUUUGUUCAGCAAAAAUUAGGUGGUCCAACGGUGUCCGAAUAUGAAAAGCUACAAGCUGAGUUAUCAGAUUUGCAAAUCAGAUAUGACGAACUGCUAAAAGAGCACCAAGAAAGAUGCAGGGAGUUAGAGGAAUUGAAACAAACACAAGUAGAAGCAUCAACUAAGGAGCCUAAUAAAAAUGCUCAUGAUGAAGAACUCAAGAGUACAGUCGAAUGUAGUAAAGAGUUUAAAAAUGCUCAAUUCUUUUGAAUACUGGAGCUGUUGUAUCUCAUUUGUUUAUGAGAGUUUGUUCUGUAGUUUCUUUCAAAUUUCACACUAACAAAUUCAUAACAUAUGUAAAAUCAUAGUUCAAAUA